Messenger RNA from Eimeria maxima, 1452 nucleotides. RefSeq lists its product as hypothetical. The record is from RefSeq and is a predicted model, not a curated record. The transcript is spliced from 3 exons. Bases 1 to 1452 code for a protein of 483 amino acids. NCBI's taxonomy places the organism in Eukaryota, Apicomplexa, Conoidasida, Eucoccidiorida, Eimeriidae.
AUGGAGAGAUUCCUACCAGCAAGUCUUAAUUGCUGCAGUGAGCCGAACCCGCAGCAAACAGACAGCAGCAGCAGCAGCAGCAACAGCAGCAGCAGCAGCAGCAGGAGUGAUGGUGUGGAUUUGAGGACGACCGCCUCUUCCUCGUCAACAGCAGCAACAGCAGCAACAGCAGCAGCAACAGCAGCAGCAACAGCAGCAGCAGCAGCAGCAAUGGAUUCAUCACGUAUAGACCAGCAGCACUGCAACCUACAGGCUGUGCUGCAGUAUUUGCAUGCAUUAGGUCUAUUUGCUGCUGCUGCUGCUGUUGAGGAGGAAGCAGCAAUUGAAUAUAUACCCCAAUUCUUUGAUUUUACUCAUACUUGGCUGCCGCAGCAGCAGCAGCAGCAGCAGCAGCAGACGGAAGAAGAAGAGGAUGAGGAGAGGCUGCUGCAGCAGCUGCUGCAGGGACAACCAGUAUUUGCUGCAGCAAUGAAGUCGCUGCAGCAGCAAGCAGCAACACUACGCAGCAGCAGCAGCAACAGCAGCAAGCUAGAUUCUGCUGCUGCAGCAACAGCAGCAACAGCAGCAGCAGCAUCAUCAUCAACAAGCCAUCGGGAUGUCAACGAUUUGCUGCCACCAGAGAGGCAGCAACAGCAGCAGCAGCAGCAGCAGCAGCAGCAGCAGCUAGGAGCAGCAGCAAAUCCAGCAAUAUCUGCUGCUGUUGCUGCAGCAUGGGGAAGUCUUGAUGAGCGAACCUCCCGUAGCUGCUGCUCUCAGCCCCUGUGUCUUGCUGCUCCUGCUGCUGCAGCAGCAGCAGCUGCUGCUGCUGCUCCUGCUGCUGCUACCAGCAGCAGCAGCAGCAGCAGCAGGAGCAACGCGUUGCGCAAUGCAGUGUAUGUACAGAAACAUAAUAUUCUCUGCUGCAGCUUCAUAGAUAUCCCCAGCAGCAGCAGCAGCAGCAACAGCAGCAGCAGCAGCAGCAGCAGCGAAGCGCUGCUAGCUAUAGGAACGGCAGACAAAGCUGUGCGUUUGCUGCGGAUGAGGUGUGAGCCACCCCUUAGAAGCAGCAGCAACAGCAGCAGCAGCAACAGCAGCAGCAGCAGCAGCAACAGCAGCAGCAGCAGCAGCAGCAGCAGCAGCAGCAGCAAAGUAUCUUCUUGUGAUGUUGUAUGCGAAUGGGGAAACCUUACAUCUCCUGUUAUAGCCAUGGCAGUGCGCAGCAGCAGCAGCAGCAGCAGCAACAGCAGCAGCAGCAGCAACAGCAGCACGAAGCCAGCAUUGGCAGUAGGGUUGCUUGAUGGAAGCCUUUGUCUUCUUGAUGUGGAAGCAGCAGCAGCAGCAGCAGCAGCAGCAGCAGCAGCAGCAGCAGAAGGGCGCGUGCUGCAGCAGCUAAAGGCGCACAGCAAGGCGGUGGUUGGCUGGUUUGGAGAGAGUGUGUAUCAAGAGAUGGAUUAUUUGCUAUUAAGGGUUUAG